UCUAAAGAAAUAUUGAUCCUGGGGCUUCGAGGAAAUCCGAUGCCACGCCUAAACCACAAAAAACUGAGAGUUCGCUUGAUUCCCAUUUUAAACAGAACACUUUGGACUAUCUACAUAUGAAAAAAAAUCGAUAGAUUGCCGGUUUAGUUUUGAGAAAUACGAAGUGGUUUUCCAGAGAUCCUUUGAAAACUCCAUCUUUAAAAUUUUUCCGAAACGAGUUUUUGCUUAUGAAAACAUAGCUUAACACAUUGCACGCUGUCCACUGAUAUAUCAGUAGCCCAAUUUGUUCUAUUCAAUGAUGUCGUCAGCGGACAAUGGGUUAAAGUAUUGGCUAUCGAAUGUUGAAAACUGCAUAUUAAUAUCUUGCGUUGUUCACGACUUAUAAAUAGAUUUAAUUCAUGUUUGUUUAAACAGACAUUAGGAAUGAACGGGUUAAAGAAGUAUUUCUAAUAUAAAAAUAUAUCGAUCGGUUUUCCUCGAUUAACUGGCAAUAAGAAGUUUACAGUCUAUUCGGAAAUGACUUAGCAUUUCUCUUUGGGUUUAUUAUAUAUAGGCAAGUGUUACGAUGAUUAUUUCUCCGCUUUUUAUAGGCAUUCCAUUGAAACCAAUGUUAGCACAUCCAACAAAAGGCAUUGAUGAAGUAUUAAAACGUUUUGGUGAUUCUGAGUUUGCUUGUGAAUAUAAAUAUGAUGGUGAAAGAGCACAGAUUCAUGUCUCUGAUGAUCGUACAGUUUAUAUUUAUAGUCGAAAUUCUGAAAAUAAUACAACAAAAUAUCCUGAUAUCGCAAAACGAGUUUUAGACUGUUUAAAACCCAAUGUCAAAUCGAUUAUUAUUGAUUCAGAAGCUGUUGCAUACGAUUUAGAACAUAAAAAAGUGUUACCAUUUCAAAUAUUAUCAACAAGAAAAAGAAAAGAUGCAGAUAUUAAUGAGAUUAAAGUUCAAGUUUGUAUAUUUGCAUUUGAUUUAUUAUAUUUAAAUGGUGAAUCAUUAGUUCAAAAAUCGUUUCGUCAACGUCGUCAAUUAUUACAUGAUUCUCUUGAAGUUGUUGAAGGUGAAAUGAUGUUUGCAACAUCAAAAACAACAUCAGAUGUAGAUGAAAUCAAUCUACAUUUAGAACAAUCUGUUAAAGAUGGUUGUGAAGGUUUAAUGGUCAAAACAUUGGAUAAUGAUGCCACUUAUGAAAUAUCAAAACGAUCACAUAGCUGGUUAAAAUUGAAAAGAGAUUAUUUGGAUGGAGUUGGUGAUACACUUGAUUUGGUUGUGAUUGGCGGUUAUAUAGGAGCAGGGAAACGUACGGGUGUUUAUGGUGGAUAUUUGUUGGCCUGCUAUGAUAAAGAUAAUGAAGAAUAUCAAAGUAUUUGUAAAUUGGGUACGGGUUUCAAAGAAGAAAAUUUAUCUCAACUGGCUGAGUCAUUUAAAACUAGUAUAAUCCCUAAACCAUCCAAUUAUUACCGGUUUUCGUCAACACUAGAGCCAGAUCAUUGGUUUGAAGCUUCGAAAGUGUGGGAAGUGAAAUGCGCGGAUUUGACGCUCUCCACGAAACAUUAUGCUGGAAUGGGAUUGGUUGAUGAUGGCAAAGGUAUAUCAUUACGAUUUCCACGUUUCAUUCGAGAACGAGACGAUAAAACAAUUGAAGAUGCAACAACAGCAGAUGAGCUAUAUCGUCAACAACAAAAAACUCAAUCAAAUAAUAAAAAACAAACUACAACAGGGGAUGAUGAAGAUGACGAAUCGUUUUACUGA
Didymodactylos carnosus is the source of this 1744-nucleotide messenger RNA. The record is from the annotation of a GenBank genome assembly. NCBI's taxonomy places the organism in Eukaryota, Metazoa, Rotifera, Eurotatoria, Philodinida, Philodinidae.